AUGAACGCUAUCCCCCUGGAGGAGUACGUCAACGACCCCUCGGAGUACCGCCGCAGCAUCCUGGACGGCGACUCCUUCCUGCCCGAGAGCGCCAGCUGGCGGUUCAGGGCGCGCGAGAUGGAGCCCUACAUGCCCAGCCAGGCGCCAGGCUCCCCCUGGUUCACCGUGAAGAAGCCGCUGGACUGCACGGCCGAUCAGACCGCUGCCGCGCAGCUGCUCGCGAACAGGGCGGAGGGCGGGGCCCCGCUGCGGCUGUCGCCGUGCGAUCUCUACCCCUAUCUUCGGGGGCGCACGCUGUGGCUCAUUGGCGACUCCAACACGCGGUCGCUGUUCAGGGCGGCGCAGUGCUUCCUGUUAGACCUGUGGGAGGACCAGCGCGUCUGCGCCCCCAGCACGGAUCCGAAUUUGGUGCGCCAGCUCGACGCGCUGCCCCUCAAGCCGGGCACCCCCAAGUGCAUCCACCUGGCGGGCGGCGGCCGCGUGUGCAUGGUCCACGUGGUGCAGGGCUGGGCGCUGGCGAACAACACGCAGGUCGCUGGUGGCGGCGUGCUGCCCCUGCUCUACUCCAAUUUCUCAUCGCCGCACGACAUCGUGGUGGUCAACUUUGGCAACUGGCACGGACCCAGGGCAGAGCCAAAGUCACAGGAGUAUGUGUUGGCGUACAAGCAGGCGCUGCGGCUGCUGGGCAGCUUCUACCUGGCAACCGUGGAAACGCGGCCUCACCUGAUCUUCCACGAGUCGGCCUCGACCCACCCAUACCACCCGGCGUCACGGGCCUGUGUCGAUUACCCAGACCCUGCCGCUGUGGGCGGCGGCUCGUUCAAUAAGGCCGCACAAGAGGUGCUGAGAGAUUACGGCGUCCCUGUCGUCGGCGACGCCGCUGCGUUCACUGCGCCGGCCCCCUGGGGCCACCCGGGCGCGCGGGCGCAGGGCGGCAGGGACGGGGUGGAGCAGGGCGACUGCAUGCACUUCUGCAGUCCAGGAGUGACGGAGCUGCUGCUCUGGACGCUAUGGCAAGCGUUCAACAAGGGCGUCGCCGGCAUUGCACCCCUGCCUCCUGACGUGGGUGCCACGGAGUGGGGUUGCAGCGAGAUGCGCUAUUACUAA
Monoraphidium neglectum is the source of this 1107-nucleotide messenger RNA. RefSeq lists its product as hypothetical. NCBI's taxonomy places the organism in Eukaryota, Viridiplantae, Chlorophyta, Chlorophyceae, Sphaeropleales, Selenastraceae. The record is from RefSeq and is a predicted model, not a curated record. The transcript has 7 exons. Bases 1 to 1107 code for a protein of 368 amino acids.